Molecule: messenger RNA, 5971 nt
Organism: Loxodonta africana (African savanna elephant)
Lineage: Eukaryota; Metazoa; Chordata; Mammalia; Proboscidea; Elephantidae
Gene: CCDC125
Product: coiled-coil domain containing 125
Exons: 12
Coding region: 138-1682 (514 amino acids)
Biological process (GO): negative regulation of cell motility; negative regulation of Rho protein signal transduction
Cellular component (GO): cytoplasm
Source: RefSeq, a predicted model, not a curated record
GCGCCCGGAAGGCAAGAGGGCGGUGGGAGGGGGCUGGGACCUGUGGUUCCAAACCUCUUCGCACUGGAUGCUGGGGAGGGUGCCCGGGACCAAACCUGUAACUGGUUUUUCCUUAUGCUAAAGCUGGCAUUUGGCUAAUGAGCAAGGUGGUCAGGUCAUCAAGUGAAUCAGAGGUGCAGACCUGGGAAACAGAAGAUGAUGACAUGACAGAAGGAGACUUAGGAUAUGGCCUCGGACGACGACCUGGUGGUAUUUGUGCAGUAGAAGUUUCGAAUUUAUUUACAUCUAGAAAAAGAUCAGAUGGAAAGAACUUGAGCCCUCCUCCAUCUCCAAGAAAGGGGGAAGAAAGUAGUGGUGCCAUUUUUCAGUAUUCCAAGCAAAAGAGCUUGCAAGAUGCAUAUCCUCAAGGGCCCAGAAUUUCCAGUUACAGACGACAGUGUAGCACUGAUUCCAAUUCAGAAUUGUCAAACGUAGAAUUAAGGCAACGUCUUCAUGAAACUUUAGAGGAAGUAGAAGUUUUAAAAACUGAGCUUGAGGCAUGUCAAAGACAACUUGAAGGUAAAGAGGAAGCAUUGAAAAUUCUUCAAAGCAUGGCAGUGUUUGGUAAAGCAACAAGUCAUACCCAGGCAGUGCUUCAAAAAACUGUGGAACAAAAAAGAUCCUUGGAGAAGGAAAUAAAUGCCUUGCAGUGGGAAAUAGAAUUUGAUCAGAAUAGAUUUAAAAAUUUAGAGGAAUCUUGGACCCAAAAGUAUGACAGACUGAACUGUGAAAAUGUAGUCCUCAAAGAAACUCUAAAACUGAAAACAGAAGAAAUUAAAAUGCUACGGUCUGAAAAUGCAAUUUUGAAUCAGCAGUACUUGGAGGCCCUUGCAAUGCUUGAUAUCAAACAGCAGAAGAUGGCUCAGGAAAAUAUGUGCCAUAGCAAAAGCAGCUGCUUUACAGAGAUUUCAGCUCUUGAGCUUGCAGUCCUUGGAGCCUGCCUUUGCCAUGGUCCUGGAGGGAGCCCCUGUUCCUGCGCCAAAAUGGCAGCAUCUACUCGCAAACUGCUUCUUCAGUUGAAACAAGAGUUGGAACUUUUACAGAAGAGUAAAGAAGAAGCUUACAUAAUGGCAGACGCAUUCAGAAUUGCAUUUGAGCAACAAUUAAUGAGGAAAAAUGACCAGGCACUAAGAUUGACACAAAUGGAUAAAAUGUGUAAAAAAGCAGCAAAACAGAUAAAUUGGAAGCACCUUAAAGAAGAUGGCUUUCUAUCACAAAGGAGUAAGAAAACCUUGGGGCAGAAACUGCUGGGUAUGCUCCCUUCAGAAAACAGUUGGAAGAGGACUGAAGACCAGGAUAAUCCUCAAGAAGUCUUUAAGAUGCUAAUAGAUUUGUUGAAUGAUAAAGAAGAAGCUCUGGCCCAUCAAAGAAAAGUUAGUUAUAUGCUUGCUCGGGCACUGGAAGACAAAGACACUGCCUCAAAACAAACUAAAGAAAAAACUCCUAUGAAAGAGAUGCUUCCAUUCAAAGACCCCUGGCAUAAAACUUCAGAAUUGUCUGUUGUGCAUGAUCCUAUAUAUUCAAACGUCCAAAUGUUUAAUUCUCUGGGCUGCAUUUGUUCAGCCCAGCACCCUCAAACAGAUCAAAACUACACGAGAACUCUUAAAAAGUCCCGUUCUUUGCCAUCAGGUAUCAUGUUUUGAAUAUUGCCACAUCUUGAGAAAUUGUAUGUUUUCCAGGUAUUUCUGAAUUUUAGGAGGCAGCUUAAAUAAUCAAAUGUUAUGGGAACAUAUUUUACAAGAAAUUUAUUGGUAUACUGUGUUGUUUUUUUAUUUGUUAUAUUAAUAUAUUUUAUUAGUUUUUCAGUUUUCUAAAAUCUUUAAAAAAAAAAAAAAUUUGUAAGAAAAAAUUAUUUAGAUUGGCCAUAUAGGGUUGCUCUGAGUCGGAACUGACUUGAUGGCAACAGGUUUUUGUUUUUGUAUAGCGAUAUUAUGGAGCACUGGUGGCACAGUGGUUUAAGAGCUCGGCUGCUAACCAAAAGGUCAGUAGCUCAAAUCCACUAGCUGCUCCUUGGAAACCCUAUGGGCCAGUUCUACUCUGUCUUACAUGGUCAUGAGUUGGAAUCAACUCAAUGGCAGGGGGUUUGCUUUAUAGAGAUAUUAUAGGAUAUUAAAUUGGCUAAAGCAACAACAUACCAAUGUAAAUUACUCAUCUUAAGAAGUAAUAAUGCCUAGGAUUGACUGAUGUUAAUUUUUUAAAAAUAUUUAUCUUGUUUUAUUUGCCUUUUUCAGGAUUUUUCUAUUUUCCAUGUAAAGUAAUAAAAAUUUCCUUAAGUUAAUGUAAAUAAAAAAAUUAUGAUGGUGGGACUUUGGCAGAAGUAUAUACAGAGUCAUUGCUGGUUACCUACGUAGACUUUUUUUUUUGUCAGAAUGGUGACAUUUUGUAACUAGGUCUGCACAGAAUUCCAGCAAUCAGACCAUUUUGAAUUAACUUUUUGGUGUUGAUGCUGAAUUUUAGGCCAUUUAGUUUUGUCUACAAAUGUUACAUAGUGUCAUGGAUUGAACUAUAUCCCCCAAAAAUGUGUCUCAACUUGGCUAGGCCACUAUUCCCAAUAUUGCGUGGUUGUCUACCAUAUUGUCAUCUGAUUUUCCUAGGUAUUGUAAAUCCUAUCAUCUCUAUGAUGUUAAUGAGGCAGAAUUAGAGGCAGUUAUGUUAACCAGCCAGGAUUCAAUCAACAAGAUUAGGUUGUAUCUUGAGUCAAUCUGUUUUGAGAUACAAAAGAGAGAAAGCAGAGAGAUGGGGAACUCAUACCACUGAGAGUGAAGAACAGGGCGGGGAGCGGGGAAGCAUGCCCUUUGGACCUGGGGUCCCUGUGCUGAGAAGCUCCUUGUGCAGGGCAAGAUUGAUGACAAGGACCUUCCCCCAGAGCACACAGGGAGAAAGCCUUUCCCUGGAGAUGGUGCCCUGAAUUUGGACUUCUAGCCUCCUAGACUGAGAGAGAAUAAAUUUCUCUUUGUUAAAGCCAUCCACUUGUGGUAUUUCUGUUACAGCAGCACUAGAUAACUGAGACACGUGGUAAUAAUCUUUAAUAACUUUUAAGAAUAUUACUAUGUUAACAGCAUUACAAUAUGUCAAAGGAGAUGUCAGCAGUUAUAAAACUAAUGAUCUAUAGUGAAAAAAGUUGGCUAUGUGAAUACUACUUAAAUAGAUAACAUUAGGUUUAUAAGAUAGCAAUACAAGUCAUUUAUAGUUGUGUUAAAGGAUAUUUUAGCUGGCAUUAAUAAAAGCAGAAAGCUUAACAAAUACAUUUUGAAAAAAGGAUGAAUGAUGGGAAACUACUGCUAUCAGAUGUUAAAAUGUAUUGUCCUGAUAGUAAUAUAAAGCUACAUUAAUCAAAGCAGAAUAGUACCACCAGCUCAAUGAAAUAGAAUAUAAACUAUACAUAGACCUUGUUUAUGUAAUUAUUUAACAUAAAAGGUAAGGAAAGGGGUGAUUUGAGAUUAUUUAACAAUACCAAAAAGGGCUGUGUAGAUGUUACCACUUUUGAGAAGUUGUAUUGAAGUAUGGAGCUGAUCGUUGCAUAGACCAUGGACAGUUAACAGUAUGUAUUUAAAGUUGUACUACUGCAUAAUGGUGUAUUAUCCAGACUCUAUUUGUACUGCUGGUAUAGCAACAUUUUUUCUCUGUUUCUUGCUUUUUAAACUUUGUUUCACCACUAACUUGCCUAAAAUGCAGUCUUAGCUGCAUGUUUAUUUUUCAAUAAAAAUUAAAAUUUAGCCCUCCCCCCGCAAAAGCAGUAAUUAGGGAAUAUAUCCAGUACUGAAUGGAAAUCAAUUUGUGGAAUCAAGUAUAAUCAUAAACAAAACUCAUUCUAGCUAUGUGUGGUGCACUGUAUUGCCUUUAUAUUGCCUUUCCAGCUAUGGUCUUACAACUCUCACCAAAAGAUUGGGUAAAAACAAAACCCACUGCCAUCGAGUCGAUUCUGACUCACAGCUACCCUAUAAGACAGAGUAGAACUGCCCCAUACAGUUUCCAAGGAGCGCCUGGCGUAUUUGUAAAGAUUGGGUGGGACUAUGCAAAUGAGACAUAUGGCACCCUAAUGUAGCCCACCAAGGGAAUUGGAUAGCUUGUUAAUAAUGUAAAUAAGGUACAUGGCACGCUUGUGGGGGUGGGACCAUGCAAAUGAGGUAUAUGGAACCCUAAUGAAAGGAUUGGUCAGUUUUGUCAUCCUGCUAGCCUUAAAAUGAGCCAUCCCAGAGGCAGAAAGGGGGGAACCUUACUACCACCAAAAAAGAAGAGCUAGGAGUGGAGCCUGUCCUUUGGACCCAGGAUCCCUGAGAUGAGAACCUUCUAGACCCAAGAGACAGUGAAAGCUGUAACACUGGAGAUGGCAAGGGCUGGUGAGAAGCACUGGCAGGGAAAUGGUGGCACAGAGGUACCAAAACCAGGAGACCAGCAGGAGACAGCGCAGUGAGCUUCCCAGCCCACAGCACGAGAAAGCUUAGUACCUUUGGAGAGAGGAGGCUUGCUGGCGGAGUGGAGUGCCUCCAGGCACUUGUCGGCAGAGCUAGGCUUGCUGACCCAUGAAGCUAAAGAGCUGAAUGCCUUUGGGCCAAGGCUUACUGGUGAAGUGGGGUGCCUCUGGGCACCUACCAGUAGAGCUAAGGAGCUUUGUAACACUUGCCCCAGCAGGGCAGAGCCUGGACUGAGGGGCUGAGGGCUAGAGAGAGGCCUGCUUGUGGGCACGGCUGAGAAGAGGCUGUCCUGAUCUAAGAAGUGUAUUCUGAGUUGGCCCCGAUCCUGAGUUGUAACCUGUUGUUCUCCUAAUAAACAUUAAAAAAUGUGUGAGUGGAGGUACAUACAGCUUCUACAGGCACAAAAUAUCUUUAGAAGGAAACAAAAGAAACUUAAUAGUAGCUGCUUCUGUAGAGGGGAGCUUGCAAAGGUCAGGAGUGGAAAGACAAUUCCACUUUUUCUUUUUAAACUGUAUACAUAUAACUUGGGUUAUUUUUCCUAAUUAAAAUGCUCCCAGGUGACCCUGAUGUUAGGUCAAGUUUUGGAGUCAAGGAUCUAACCCCUCCCAUGCCAAGACCCUCUAACUAAGGAUUACUCUGUCCUCUAAUAGGCUUUCUUGGGCUUAGCAUUGAGGUCUGUAAUAUUCUAUAGUUGUUUUAUGGGACAGCAUGAAGACAUGAAAUCUACAGAUAUCCCCAAAAUUACAUCUUAACUAUUUGUUUCAACUGCCACCCCAUUGUCUUAGUAAUGCCAAAAACUCCUUUGUGAACACUCAUUUCUGAGUGGUACAACUGGAGAAGUCCACAUUCACAAAGUGAGUGCCUGAUGCUUCUGUAGAAGUUUGGCCUUAUUCUUUUCAACUCAAUGGACUUUUACAUAAGGGGAUAAAUAUAAAAUUUAAAUAGAAACUACAAAACAAUCUGUAUUAUGGAUUUAUACUUGUUAUAACAAAUUUUGCCAGUAAAAUUUAAACACAGAAGGUAGCUUUUUUGUUGUGUAAACUGAUACAACUGCUGGAGAAAUACGGCAAUAUUGACACAUUAAUAGAAAGUGCAUAUGCCUUACGGUGUCACAAUUACAAGUCUAGGUACAUACCUUAGAGAGAUCCUUACAUAUGCAUACAAACAUUGCAUUUUUUGAUAAUUGAGAGAAACCGAAAAGAGACUAAACUAUAUCUCAAAGAACUGAACUUAUUUCACUUAUCACUCUAAUCAGAAAACCAGAAUUAAAUUUAUUUUAAAAUACAUUUAAUAAAAACCCAAAGUUUCAUAUAUUUUACAUGUAUAGAAUAUUUACAAAUUCAGUUCUACAGCAUUUGCUUAAUAUUUACUAUUUUUCCAUCAUUUGCCUUUCUCACUAUCUCCUUCAGCAGUGAAAUACUGUCCAGUGUUCCCUGUAAUUAAAAAAUUAGUUUCUUGGGUAAUCCUCCUAGGAAGUAAAAAAAAAAAAAAAAAAGUUGUUCACUUUUAAUCUUAUA